UCGAUCUAUCUAUCCAUAGUCUGUGAUCUAUUUUAUUAAUGAUGAUUGAUUAAAUUUUUUUUCUAAUAUUGCAGAAAAUAACUGUUAAUAAAAUAUAUAUUUGAAUAAUAGGUAGUCAUUUGUAAUUAAAUAUCAUUAAGCUUAAUCUUUACAUUAUGUAAUAUAUAAGUUCCAUAGAUUCAAAGCGAUGUGUUAAAUUGUAAAUAAGUUCAGACCAGAAUUUAUUGAGUGAAACAAGCAAAAAAGUUUUAAUGAAAAACAAAAAUGCCCCGUGAAAGAAGUCGUUAUCGCGAUCGGCGCAGUUCAUCAUGCAGUUCAGAUUCAUCCCACGAACGGAAGAAAUCAAAAAGUAAAUACAAGAGACGAUCUCGAUCCCGAGACCGGUCAGAGUCUAGUAACAAUAGGCGGAAACGUUCGAGUUCUAGAUCUAAACGUAAAAGAAGAAGUUAUUCUAGGAGUUUGUCAAGGGACAGGUAUGAUUCGAAGUUGAGGAAAAGAUCUACUUCACGUUCAAGAACGAAACGCUCAAGACGGUCGACGUCCAGAGAUCGUUCACGAUCAAAAUCCAGUACUAGAAGUAGAUCUAAAUACAACAAAAGUAAAAAGUCAAAAAGGUCGCGGUCCUCCAGCAGUCGCUCUAGCUCUUUCGAUAUUGAGAGUAUCUCACAGUCAAGAAAAGUAAAUCAUGAUGACACGGAUGUUAAAAUUGAAAAAGCAAUCAAGGCAGCCGAGGCUGCUGGCCUCACUAUGACUAAGAUACCAACAUAUGAAUACAAAGAGGUUGCAGUUAAAGAGGAUAUGCCAACAAUUCAAGAUAGAAAUUUGUUGGCAGAACUCAAUAGUGAUUCUUUUGUUCAAAAGUCCUUUACUUCAUCAAGGAAUAAAAAACAUUCUCAGAAUAUUGUUAUUGAUUUAAAUUCACAGACUGUAACUGUACCUGAAUCAGAUGUCAAAGUACAAAAAGAUGAUUCUAUCAUAAAUUUUGAUGAGAUGCCAAGUGAGGAAGAACUAAAAGAAAUGUGGAUAAAGAAACUUUAUCUGUACAGGAAAAAAAUGCUAAGGGAUAGCUGUUGAAGUUGGACAAUCAAUAACAAUUUUUAUAUCAAGAGAUGAUGAACCAGUUUUAAAAGUUAUAGUUCCACAAAAUACAACAGUGAGUGAUCUAAAGAAAGCAAUUGCUCGUCAUUUUGAAAUAUAUCAGAAGAGGAUAGG
Molecule: messenger RNA, 1212 nt
Organism: Galleria mellonella (greater wax moth)
Lineage: Eukaryota; Metazoa; Arthropoda; Insecta; Lepidoptera; Pyralidae
Product: serine/arginine-rich splicing factor 4
Exons: 5
Coding region: 265-1074 (269 amino acids)
Source: RefSeq, a predicted model, not a curated record